Messenger RNA from Funneliformis caledonium, 141 nucleotides. The record is from the annotation of a GenBank genome assembly. Lineage: Eukaryota; Fungi; Glomeromycota; Glomeromycetes; Glomerales; Glomeraceae.
GUUUCUGACGCCGCCAUUAAAGAAUUGGGAGUCGAAGAUACUCUCCUGAGGUCGCUUAGGUCACCUAACAAUUCAAUUUUUAAUAGGGGCUCAAAUAAUAUGAAAAGCCCAUUACGAUUCGUCCAACCUUCAAAACAGUAA